Molecule: messenger RNA, 894 nt
Organism: Heterobasidion irregulare TC 32-1
Lineage: Eukaryota; Fungi; Basidiomycota; Agaricomycetes; Russulales; Bondarzewiaceae
Exons: 6
Coding region: 69-710 (213 amino acids)
Biological process (GO): protein retention in ER lumen; endoplasmic reticulum to Golgi vesicle-mediated transport
Cellular component (GO): membrane; endoplasmic reticulum; cis-Golgi network
Molecular function (GO): ER lumen protein retrieval receptor activity
Source: RefSeq, a predicted model, not a curated record
CACUCGCUCAUUUGCGACUCAAGUCAUUGUUACGCUGCACAUCCAGACGAAGGCGACUAGGGAGCAACAUGAAUCUCUUCCGGUUGGUUGGCGACCUCUCCCAUUUGGCCUCCAUAUUGAUCCUGCUGCAUAAAAUACAGACAACGAGGUCGUGUCGCGGCAUCUCGUUCAAGACGCAGGCAAUCUAUGUUGCUGUGUUUAUCACACGCUACUUAGACCUGCUCUUCGGUGAAUGGGUAUCUCUAUAUAACUUCUUGAUGAAGAUCUUCUUCAUUGGGAGCAGCUGCUACAUCCUUUACCUCAUGAAGUUCAAACAUCGACCAACAAACGACCCCUCUAUCGACACAUUCAAAGUCGAGUACUUGGUCGGACCCGCCUUCUUGCUCUCCCUCAUCUUCAACUAUGGCUUCACCUUCGCAGAGGUCUCAUGGGCUUUUUCCAUUUUCCUCGAGUCGGUCGCUAUCCUCCCGCAAUUGUUCCUCCUGCAGCGCACAGGCGAAGCUGAGACCAUCACGACGCAUUACCUAGCCGCGCUCGGGGCGUAUCGAGGGUUAUAUAUCCCUAACUGGAUCUAUCGGUAUUUUGUGGAAGACGUAGUGGAUCCAAUAGCCGUCAUUGCAGGCCUUGUCCAAACAGCACUUUACCUGGAUUUCUUCUACGUGUAUUUCACUAAGGUGCUGCAAGGACAGAAGUUCGAGCUUCCAGCAUGAACCGUCAGGUUACGGUUGUCGUCCUUCGUCGAAGAGAAUACGAGUGCGAAAAGGGAACGGAUGUGCAGAGUCAUAUCUUAUACAUUGCAGCGCUCUGGAGCAGAUAGUAGAGGGCCUUGCGUAGCUUCGUGCAGGCGGGCGAUGUCUUCAUUUCCUCAGCAGAAAGACUUCGGUUUCAUGUCUC